Molecule: messenger RNA, 1032 nt
Organism: Apodemus sylvaticus (European woodmouse)
Lineage: Eukaryota; Metazoa; Chordata; Mammalia; Rodentia; Muridae
Product: cathepsin Q-like
Exons: 7
Coding region: 1-1032 (343 amino acids)
Biological process (GO): immune response
Cellular component (GO): lysosome
Molecular function (GO): cysteine-type endopeptidase activity
Source: RefSeq, a predicted model, not a curated record
AUGACACAUGCUGUCUUCCUGGCCCUCCUGUGCUUAGGAGUUGUGUCAUGUGCUUCAGCAUUUGAUCACAGUUUGGAUGUCGAAUGGCAAGAGUGGAAUAUAAAAUAUGAUAAAUCAUACACUCCGGAAGAAGAAGUACUGAAGAGAACAGUAUGGGAAGAAAAUGUGAAAAGGAUUAAACUGCACAACAUGGAGAAUUCCCUGGGGAAGAAUACCUUCACCAUGGAAGUAAAUGAAUUUGCUGACAUGACUGAUGAAGAAUUCAAGGACAUGAUAACUGGUUUUACAUUGUUAAAUAAUAAUACAGUGAAACAUCCCUGGAAACGUGAACUUGGCAGUGUUUUUCCUAAAUCUUGGUCUUGGCGAGAUGCUUUGCCCAAGUUUGUUAAUUGGCGAAAGGAAGGCUAUGUGACUCGUGUGAAGGAUCAGGGACAAUGUAAUUCUUGUUGGGCUUUUCCUGUGACUGGUGCCAUAGAAGCACAAAUUUUCAAGAAAACAGGAAAAAUGAUCCCACUGAGUGUACAGAACCUAGUGGACUGUUCUAAACCUCAAGGCAAUAGAGGCUGUUAUGGGGGUACUACAUACAAUGCCUUCCAGUCUGUUUUGCACAAUGGAGGUUUAGAGGCUGAGGCAACCUAUCCAUAUGAAGAAAAAGAAGGACUAUGCAGGUACAAUCCUAAGAAUUCAGCUGCUAAAAUCAUAAGAUUUGUGGCCCUUCCAGAAAAUGAAGAUGUCCUAAUGGAUGCUGUAGCAACUAAAGGGCCUGUUGCUUCUGGAAUUAAUGUCGUCUACAGCUCUUUCAGGUUCUACAAAACUGGUGUUUAUCAUGAGCCCAGGUGCAAACGUGCUGUGAAUCAUGCAGUUCUGGUGAUUGGAUAUGGAUUUGAGGGAAAUGAAACAGAUCCCAAUAACUACUGGCUGAUCAAGAACAGCUGGGGUAAACGAUGGGGGUUGGGCGGAUAUAUGAAAAUUGCGAAAGACAGGAACAACCACUGUGGAAUUGCUUCAUUUGCUCAAUAUCCUAUUGUGUGA